AGUUACAUUUCCUUGGUAAUCUUAUAACUCAAGAACGGGCUCACCUAUCUAAACCAAAUUUUUAGGCUUUGUUUGGACUAUUCAGUAGAUGGUUUGUGUUUUGAAAUUUUAAGAAUCGGAUACCAGGGUCUCGAGAAAUAGGCCAAAACGUGAACCCGGGUAACCCUAGGAUGUGUUUGUACAGUAUGGGUAGCAAAUGGAAGCUGCUGAUGAUUCUAUAGUAUAGAGUAUUUUUGAUGCCGCUCCGUGACUGGGGUCUCGAGAUAUCGGCCAAAAUGUGGACCCCGAUAACUUAAGGAUGUGUUCGUACAAUACGGGUAGCAAAUGCGAGCUGUUGAUGAUUGCUAUAGUAUAGAGUAUUUUUAAUGCCACUCCGUAACUAGGGUCUCGAGAUAUAGACCAAAACGUGGACCUGGAUAACCCUAGGAUGUGUUUGAACCACAUGAGUAUCCAUUGUAAGUUGUUGAUAAAUGCUAAUGAAAGAGGACUUUUCUUUUCGCUGGGUAACUAAGGACUCCAGAUAUAGACCAAUUGGGAACUCGCCUUCAGGUUAAGAGAUUGCAUUCUUAUGUACUACAACCAGUUAAAAUGUUUUUAAAAAUUCAGAUCCGUUAUCUACAUAUAUUUCUCGAACUUUACGGAUUCAAGGUCAAAUAUACCAUAGAGCUGGGUCUUUGCUACCAUUCCCAGAUGGUGACCAUCAAUUUUUGCAAAUAUAUUUUAUUGGUGAUGAGAAUCGUGAAUUAGAUCAGCGCUGUGCAAUUUCGACGAAUACGAGAAGAUCAAUCGUGAAUGAAUUGCAAACAAUGUUCCAUCAACACAAUGAAUUGGUGAAAUUGUUCAAAGUGGCACUCGAUCUGAUGCCCACCGAUGGCCACAAAAUCAUAAUAAAAGCCGAUAAAACACCAAUUGGGGAGCACGCCAGACGAUUCAAUGUACCAACGAUUGAUGAAGUAGCCAUUGUUGUGGUUGGUGAACAGUUUCGGUCACGAGAAAUUGUUUUGUAUCGUAGAAAUGAGCAAUUACAACGUAUUUCAGAACUCCAUCGCUGUUAUGAUGCAUUGCAAUACCCCAUUUUGUUUUGGAGAGGGGACGAUGGCUAUCAUAUCAACAUACCAAUGAUAAAUCCAACAACUGGUCAAAAAUCAACGAAAACCGUCAGUGCGAUGAAUUUUUAUUCGUAUCGAUUAAUGAUUCGCCCUCAAGAAAACAAUUUUAUUUUGCGAUGCAAUCAACUUUCGCAUAAAUUUUUUAUCGAAUUGCAAGUGAUUUUGGACGCAAAUAUAAUAAAAAAUUGAAUGCUCCAGGAGGAACUGGAAAAGCAUUUUUAACUUUAUUUAUUUUAGCAUAAUUUAUUUAGCGUAAAAAAUUGAAAUGGAAAUUAAAGAAUCAAAGUUUAAUUAAAAGUUUUUAUCGGCUCUUUCACCUUACCUGUAUAUAUGUAGGUGACCACCACAAUCAAAUUUUAAAAAAGUACAGAAAAGGCUAUUGUGACAUCUUUAGAAACUAUGUUGAAUGAAAAAAAUCAACUAAUUCAACUGUUUAAACAUUUUACGAGUUCUAUAAAGAAAACU
Messenger RNA from Anastrepha ludens (Mexican fruit fly), 1574 nucleotides. RefSeq lists its product as uncharacterized. The coding region runs from base 807 to 1298 and encodes 163 amino acids. The transcript is spliced from 2 exons. Lineage: Eukaryota; Metazoa; Arthropoda; Insecta; Diptera; Tephritidae. The record is from RefSeq and is a predicted model, not a curated record.